GUCGACAUCCUCUCCCACACACACAGCAUCAUCAGUCAAUAGACAUUCAUCCAGCACCCCUUUCAGGACUACAAAGAUACUCCUGUAAAUAAACGCAAUAAUGGCCGAACCGACGCAAAAGCCGCAAUACAUUUACAAAAUUGUCCCCGAGGCGCCGCCGUCGCCGCUGCCGACUGAGUUCCCCCUCUCGGACCUCGAUCGUAACGAUGGCUUUAUUCACUUGAGCACGGCGAAGCAGGUCCUCAACACAGCAAACCUCUUCUUCGCAACCUCCACAACCCUACACCUCCUCAAACUCCCCUACGCGCCCCUCGCCUCCUCAACGAAAUGGGAAUUUCCCCCCUCCGGCACCUUCCCCUCCGCCUUCCCCCAUCUCUACGGACGAAACUUUGGCGCCGCCGACGUCGAGGACGUAAAGGGGUUCGCGAGAGCCGAGGGACAGGUGUGGAGUGAGGUUCUGGGCGGUGAUGCGUGGCUUGUGUAAGAAACCCCUCUCGAGGUUCCUUUCGGGAGAUAUGGUC
Molecule: messenger RNA, 521 nt
Organism: Colletotrichum phormii
Lineage: Eukaryota; Fungi; Ascomycota; Sordariomycetes; Glomerellales; Glomerellaceae
Exons: 2
Coding region: 101-484 (127 amino acids)
Source: RefSeq, a predicted model, not a curated record